AUGGCCGCCACACCUCCCAUUCCUUUCUACCGCCAACUCGUCGAAGACUACCAUAGUCAGUACGAGUCGCUCAUCCAGAAUGGCGAGGCGAAGCCGGUUUUCCUAUGGCAACUGAUUGCCUUUCUCUUGCUUCCUGUCCCGGCGCUCCUGGUUCCGCGGCGCAAGGGCGGCCGCUAUGUGCAGCUUUUCGUACUGGCUUGCAUUUUCGGCACUGUCAUCCACUUUCUGCGCCACCGACGCAUGCUCCUGGGGGGCUACGGGUAUAUGGGCGGCUUGCUACCAGCAUGGUGGCUCAUCUGGUGCGCUGUCUGGCUGGCGUACAGAAACGCCGAGCGCGAAUGUCAACGGAUUGUCAGGACGAGGGUUUCCGCACCCUCGUCGGCAAAAGAAGGUUCCGCCACGCAGAGGGACAGGACGAACGCCACAGAGCACGCGCACCAGCAAAACGUCGAAAAGCUCGCAUGGCAGCCGUAUCCACAGGCACUGUCGCAGCGCCUGAGUUGGGUCCUAAGCUUGUUAUUCGGCAUGCGGGGACCUGAGUGGAACUGGCGCAUCUCGUCGCUUGACCCCUUGCCCUCCUCAGUCCACGCACAGCUGAAAGCCAAAGAUCCGUCCUUCCGUGCGGACGAGAUAACGCAAGCAGGGGAGGAGCAGGCGGAUACUGCUGCCAUUCGGGCCCGUGUGCGCUCCGCCCUGAUGCUCUGCAUCAGAUCCUAUCUUACCCUGGAUCUGAUCAAGCUGCUCAUGAUCCGCGACACGUACUUCAUGUACAACGGGAACAUGGCCCUGGCGCCGCCCUACCCGUUCACCUCCCUCGCCGCCGUCCCCGGCCUGGUCCGGUUCUACCGUCUGGCGGUGACGGGCUUCGGCAUCCACGCCGCGUUGGCCUUCGUGACCUCCUUCAACCCCCUCAUCUUCGGGGGCCUGGCCCUCGCCUUCCCCCCCGCGGCCCGCGCCGUGAACCCCGUGCCCCUCGACGCGGCCUGGCUGUACGGUGACACCUUCGGCCCCUUCCUCCCCUCCAUCCUCGACCACGGCCUCAUCGGCUGCUGGAGCAAAUGGUGGCACCAGCUCUUCCGCGUCGGCUUCACCUCCACGGGCCGCUGGCUCAUCUCCCUCCUCCCCCUCCCCGCACACACCGUUACCCGUCCCGCCGUCCGCCAGCUGAUUUACACCUUCGUCGCCUUCAGCCUCAGCGGCCUCGUGCACUCGUGCGGCAGCUAUGCGCAGAUCCUCGAGACGAGCCCCGCCCGCGGACCGUUCCGCUUCUUCAUCCUCCAGGCCGUGGGAUUCAUCGUGCAGGGCGUCGGCGCGCACGUCCUGGUGGGCGCGAGGAAGCGAACCCUCCUGCCCCGGGGGUUGCGACGUGCCGCGAAUUUGGUCUUCGCGGUCGGGUGGUUGUACCUCACGGCGCCGGUUAUUGCGGAUGAUUUCGCGAGAGGUGGAUUGUGGUUGACGGAGCCGUUGCCUGUGAGUCCGCUGCGCGGGCUGGGGAUUGGGGUGAGAGAGGAAGAUCGGGGGUGGUGGUGUUGGUCUUCCCCCUGGUUUCGGUAUUGGGAUGAUGGGACGUAUUGGGGCCGAGGGGUGCGGGUGGUAUAA
Molecule: messenger RNA, 1599 nt
Organism: Aspergillus aculeatus ATCC 16872
Lineage: Eukaryota; Fungi; Ascomycota; Eurotiomycetes; Eurotiales; Aspergillaceae
Product: wax synthase family protein
Exons: 1
Coding region: 1-1599 (532 amino acids)
Biological process (GO): lipid metabolic process
Source: RefSeq, a predicted model, not a curated record